This is a messenger RNA of Oncorhynchus masou masou (cherry salmon), 4403 nucleotides long. RefSeq names its product ubiquitin carboxyl-terminal hydrolase 38-like. Gene Ontology annotation, molecular function: cysteine-type deubiquitinase activity. The record is from RefSeq and is a predicted model, not a curated record. Lineage: Eukaryota; Metazoa; Chordata; Actinopteri; Salmoniformes; Salmonidae. Gene Ontology annotation, cellular component: nucleus; cytosol. Gene Ontology annotation, biological process: protein deubiquitination.
AAAUAAGUCCGUGGAAUAAUACAUUUCGUUUUAAGUCAUUACAAACCAUUGUCAGUAUGUUUAUAUUUGUAUUUAAACAAACCUGUAAUUCUCAAAACGUUUAUAUAUUUUAUAGAUGCCAUUUUCCUUCUUUAUUAAACAGGCAAUGAGAUCGUCAAAAGCAGAAGACUCAUAGAAAAAUGCGUGGUCCAUCGGAAUGACGUUUCUGCAGGGCUUUUAAAUCAGCUGAUUUUAUAAUGUCAAAAUAAAAGAUGAAUGAGCUGUCAACAGGCGACUAAUGUCAACUGGCAUUUUAUGAUAUUUUCAUCGGAUGCUGGUGUUAUGAAUUAUAUUGCUUUAUAGAUCGCCUGCCAUCAUGGACAAGAUUCUAGAGGCGCUGGUCAGCUCCUCUCACUCAGUCCCGGUGAAGAAGGCCAUCGUGAAGAAGGUAGUCGAAGCCGCAGAGAAAGAGGUCACGGCGGAGCAAUGUCAGGCCCUGUACACCCUCACCACUCGCCUCAUCUUCUUGGGUGAAGACGCCUUCCAAAAACAGGUGGGCUUCCAGGUGCUGGAGGCCUAUGCACGCUACCACCGUGCUGAUUUUGAGCUCUUCUUCAGCAAAGACUUUGUCCUGGGCCUGUUACAGCAGGGCUACGGCCCCCUGGACCGCAAGGACCCGGCCGUGGUCGACUACAUCCAUGGCUGCCUGCGGCUGCUGAUAAGCUGCCCCUCGGUGCUGGAUAUCUUCUCCAUCAUCCAGACAGAAAUCCUAAGGAUGGUGUGCGAACGCCCUGAGCCAGCCCUGUGCGCCCGUCUUUCCACCAUGCUCUCAGACUUCGUACAGUGCAUCCCCCGGGAGAAGGCGGCCAUUUUGUUCUGCCAGCAGUUGGUGAGGACCAUUGGGUACUUCCACUGUCCUGCCAGCCAGGAGCGGGAGCUGAGGGAGUACGUGGACCAGGUGACCAAGGUCAGCACGUUGCUGCAGAACAUCUGGAAGGCGGAGCCGGUCACACUGCUGCCAUCUCUGCAGGAGGUGUUCGCUAUAAUCUCCUCCACUGACCCCUCCUUCGAACCCUCCAUUGCCCUAGCCAGCCUGGUCCAGCACAUACCUCUCCAGAUGAUCACAGUUCUCAUCAAGAGCCUUACCACCGACCAGAACGUCAAAGACACCAGCAUGACUCAAGCACUCUGCAGGAUGAUUGACUGGUUGUCUUGGCCUCUAGCCCACCAUGUGGAGAUGUGGGUCAUUGCCCUGCUGAAGGGGCUGGCUGCAGUGCAGAAGUUCACCAUCCUCAUAGAUGUCACCCUGCUUAAGAUUGAACUGGUGUUCAACCGUCUGUGGUACCCCAUCGUGCGACAGGGAGCCCUCGUGGUUCUCUCCCAUAUGCUGCUGAGUUUCCAACACUCUCCUGAGGCCUUCCACUUGGUCGUGCCACACAUAGUGGACCUGGUUCAGAGUCUGAAGCAGGACGGCCUGCCCACCAGUGAGGCUUUCCUGCUGCACUUCACAGAGCUCGUCCACUGUAUGAUGUACCAGUACUCUGGCUUCCCUGACCUCUACGACGACAUCCUGGAGGCCAUCAAAGAGCUACCUGGGCCCGGUGAGGAGAAGAUCAAGCUGGUUCUGAACCAAAGUGCCUGGACGUCCCAGUCCAACUCGUUUGCCUCAGGCCUGCUGAGGCUGCCGGGCAAGUCUGAGACGGGCAAGACUGGCCUCAUCAACCUGGGAAACACCUGCUACAUGAACAGUAUCAUACAGACACUCUUCUCAGCCACCGAUUUCAGGAGGCAUGUCUUAUCGUUACGUCUGAAUGAUGCCACUGCCUACACACUGAUGAAGAAACUGCAGCUCCUCUUCACCUUCCUCUCACACACCCAGAGGGCAGCGUACUCCCCAGAGUCUUCUUUGACAGAAGUUAAAGAAUUCAUGUUCACUCGAAUGGGUGUUAUUGAAAAGGACAGCUCCAUUUAUUAUGCUGUUACAUUCAUUUGCAUGUUGUAUUUUUGGUUGAACUUUCUCUUGUCUCCUCGUGUUCUGUUGCCAAGGUUACACGAAGAGGAGAAAACCAUCCAGGUUCUCAUGACAGCCAAGCCAAAUGUCUCCCCUGGCAACGGACCGAGUGACAACACCGGGGGUGAAACCUCUGCGGAGGAUGCCAGAGUGUCACCCGUGGCCCCUGUGGAGGGGAAGUCUGAGGGUAAUGACGAGAGGACGCUCAUUGAGAGGAUGUUUGGAGGCAGGCUGAGCACGGGUAUCCGCUGUAUGACAUGCAACAGCAUCUCGGAGAAAGAAGAACCUUUCACUGACCUAUCCCUGGCUUUCUGUCCCUCCUCCACCUCCAGCCCUCUUCAGACCGAGGGCCCCUCAGAGGAACCCCGGGGCCCCUGCCAGGGGGCUGUCAACGGGGGCAGCGAAGCUCCCGAAAUAGGCCCUUCUCCCAAACCCGUCACGGCCUCCACCUCCGGCGUCCAUUUUGUUCCAGGGUCCAGCGAGCCACCGCUGUCUGUUCCUGACCUGGUGGACUACUUCCUGGCGCCAGAGAUCCUGGACAAGGAGAACGCUUACUUCUGCCAGAAGUGUGGCUCGCUGCAGCGGGCGGAGCGGGGGUUGAGGGUGGUGGCAGCGCCCGAGUACCUCAUCCUCACGCUACUGAGGUUCUCCUACGACGCCAAGUGCCACGUGCGCCGCAAGAUCCUGGACAACGUCACCAUCCCGCCGCUCAUGAGACUGCCCGUGCACGCCCCUCCACCCAAACACUCUUCGUCCUCUUCCUCGCCACCAUCCUCUCCACUCCAAGUGGACUCGCCCGAGAGCAGCGAAAACCUGGCCAAGAAACUGAAGCCGUCACAGAGAGAGGAGGAGGAGACUGGGCUAGAGGGCGACAACGGGAUGGCAGGAGGAGAAAGUGAGGUAGGGGUGUGGCCGGCGGCCCAGUUCGUUCCCUACGUCCUCAGCUCUGUAGUGAUGCAUUCUGGGAUGUCGUCGGAGAGCGGCCAUUACUACUCCUACGGCCGAAACCUCAACGGGGCCGACGGAGCCCAACACCACCAGGCCAAUCCCCUCGCCCUGGGGGAGGAGCCUGGGAACGGGCAGACUGAGCCCAUCGCACUCACUUGCUCCGGGGCGACUCAUCCCAAACAGGAAGUGGAGGUGUACGGAGGCCAGGCGGCCGGGGAUUGGCUGCUGUUCAACGACAGCAGGGUGACUUUUACUUCGUUGGGGUCGGUUCAGAACGUCACCAACCGUUUUCCCAAGGACACGGCCUACGUGCUGAUCUACCGGAAACAGGAUGUUACCGGGGGGGCAAAACAGUACCGGGGGAGUAUGGCCAACGGCAUGAGACUUGGCUCUGAACCUCCGCUGCAGAAAGAACUGAUGGACGCCGUCACCAAGGACAACAAGCUCUUUUUACAGGAACAGGAGCUGAACGCGCGGACCCGAGCUCUCCAGGCGGCCUCUGCCUCCUGCUCGUUCAGGCCCAACGGAUCAGAUGACAACGAACCCCCGGGCAGCUGUGGUCCCUCGGGGGGAGGAGGAGGUGGGGGGUUCAACACUGUCAACAGACUGGUCUUCUGAUGGAGGAGGGACUGGGAAGAAUGAGUGAGAGACAAGUAAAUAUAGCACUGAAAGACCACUGGACUCUAUAUAUGAGAGACAUGUACAGAGAAGUCUGGUUGGCUACUCAUCCAGUGGAUGGUGAAGCACAUAUGAACGUAAAGAGAGAGAGAGAGAGCGCUGAAGAUCUUGGAGGGAGCACUUGAAUACUACGCAUAAUGUACACGCCCACAUGGACUUAAAUCCAACACAUCACUGAACUCAACCUCACAGUGAGGGUCUUACCUCUCAUGUCUGGCUCUGUCGUUUUAUUAUCAUCCAUAACUCACAACUUUCUGCCUCGGGACAAGCUAGACCUCAACCUUUUCUGGUUUGUAUGCAUUUCUUUCUUUUUUUCAAGCGGUGGGUUUAAUUUUUGAUAAGGAGAUUCAUUGAUGUGUACUUGUCAGGUAAGACAUUUUCAUAUGCAAUAAAAUGUACAGAUAUGGGUGUGAAAGUAUAUUCAAUAAACAUGGAAUAUGAUUAACUAAUGCCAUGAAUACUGUAUACAAAAAGUAUAAGAUGCGAUUAAUCUUUUAAUACAAAUUUUGUGUAUUUUUGCGUGAAAACAAUUGCAUGCUGAACGUUUGACAACGUUUUUAAGGUGGGGUUAUGGUUACUAACAUUUACUCUUUUAAUUAAGUUAUUCAUUCAGGGAUACUUUUUUUUUGUGCAGAUUUUGUGCCUUUUUGUUAGAUACUAUUAAACCAGAUUUUACAUGCAGAAUUUGACUGGAAAGACACAAACCUCAGCCUUGCUGUACAGUGUUUUUUUAAAGUGAUCUACAAUACACGAUUUCCCCAAUAUUAAAGAAGAAUUGCUGAAAGGG